Messenger RNA from Perca fluviatilis (European perch), 2189 nucleotides. It is a transcript of the gene prrx1b, whose product is annotated as paired related homeobox 1b. The record is from RefSeq and is a predicted model, not a curated record. The transcript is spliced from 7 exons. Gene Ontology annotation, molecular function: DNA-binding transcription factor activity, RNA polymerase II-specific; DNA binding. Gene Ontology annotation, biological process: regulation of DNA-templated transcription. Bases 513 to 1550 code for a protein of 345 amino acids. Lineage: Eukaryota; Metazoa; Chordata; Actinopteri; Perciformes; Percidae.
GUGCGCGCACACGGAGCUUUGCGCAUCUGGUCGUCAUCAGCAGCAGCAGCUCCUCCUGCUCAGAUGUGACUCAACCAGAGUGGGAAGACAGCUUCUUCUUCUUCUUCUUCUUGAGCUCAGAGGACUUCUUUGAAAAACUUCUUCAAAACGUGUCUCUCUCCGGCAGCAGCAGCAGGACGCGCUGAUUUUUUUCUCUUGUUUUGGCGUUGACGCGCGCCGCCGGAUGGAUUGUGUUUAGGGGUUUGUUGGGGGAAAAAGAAGCCGCUGGCGAGGAGAAAACUUUGCUGAAGUUCGUUUAAGCCCUGCGCGGCUAAUCUGGAUGUGAACAGAACCGAGUUCUGCUCGGAAGACCCGGAGUCUCUCUCUCUCCCUAUCUCCCUCUCUCUCUCUCUCUCUCUCUCUCUCUGUGGCCGGUUUGUGGAGGCGCGGAUCUUGUUGGCUCGCUUGUGAUUCUUCCCUUUCUUCUUCUUAUUACCGCACCGUUUCUUUCUGCCGUUCCCCCACUUUGCGUCAUGACUUCUAGCUAUGCACAUGUAAUGGACAGGCAAGCAUCGCUAUCAAACCGCCUGGAGAGCCCGAUCACGUCUAACCUGGACAACCUGCAAGCCAAAAAGAACUUCUCGGUCAGCCACCUGUUGGAUCUGGAAGAGGCCGGGGAAAUGGUCGGAACCCAGGCGGACGAGAGCAUCGGGGAGGCGGGGAGGAGUAUGCUGGAGUCCCCGGGGCUGACCAGCGGGAGCGACACGACCCAGCAGGAGAAUGAACAGAUGAACACGGAGGAGAAAAAGAAGAGGAAGCAGCGCAGGAACAGGACCACCUUCAACAGCAGCCAGCUCCAGGCUCUGGAGCGAGUGUUCGAGAGGACACACUACCCCGACGCCUUCGUCAGAGAGGACCUGGCCCGCCGCGUCAACCUCACCGAGGCCAGAGUCCAGGUUUGGUUCCAGAACCGGAGAGCUAAGUUUCGCAGGAACGAGCGCGCCAUGCUGGCCAGCAAAAACGCCUCGCUCCUUAAAUCUUACUCCGGAGACGUGACGGCGGUGGAGCAGCCAAUCGUACCGCGCCCUGCACCGCGCCCAAAUGACUACCUGUCCUGGGGCAGCGCCGCCCCCUACAGCCUUUUCCUCGCCCUCAGUCCCGUCGCUCCCCUCUGUCAGCAUGAGCAGGGCGGGCCCAGAUCCUGUGACCCUCCUGACGAGCUGGUAUCCGAUGCCGGAGGGGGGGCCAGUGCGAGUGCCACAGAAAAUGCUGCCCUCAGAGAACAACCGUUGGUUUCUACAGUAGAAGAGACUCGACCAGUGAGCAUCAUGUCUGCUCGUUUGCGCCAUGGCAACCUACCCGCCCACCUGCUCCAACACCAACACGUCCCAGGGCAUGAACAUGGCCAACAGCAUCGCCAACCUGCGGCUCAAAGCCAAGGAGUACAGCUUGAACCAGGUGCCCACGGUCAACUGAGAGGAGGAGAGGCCGGGGGAGCGCUCCGGCCCUGGACCCCCGCCGACGGACCCCGUCUCUGGGUCCAGCAUCAUCUCACACACCCCGGAUCCUGAAGCCUGCUCUUCUCUUUUAACGGAGCAGCCCCGCCUGUGGCGAUACUACACCUAUAUGCAAAAAUUGUUUGGACACCGAGCGCUGGCAGGAUGUUUUUCCAAAGCUGGCAAUUUUUUUAUUUUAUUUUUUUUUAUUCUCCUGAGCAUCACUGAACUCUACUUUUGUACAAAAAAAUAAUAAGAGACACCUAGACUGGAUGCUGUAGCCGACAAAUAUCUGCGUAGUUUUACAAUUUUGUGAUUGUGACUGAAAUGGAAAGAUGGUUUUUAUUAUUUUUUUUUUAUCAGAGAACUUGUUCUCGACGGAGACUCGUGUAAGGACUACGUGGCUUUUCCCUUCGGAUAGAAUGACACCAGAUUUGGGAUCAACAACACUAUUUUUUCAUCAACAAAACCGCGAGGACUUCCUCUGACAUUUAUGCAAUUAAAAAGAGAAAGAUAGAUUUGUUUUUUUCCACAUUUCUUUCCAUGUUAUACCACUGAUGACGAGCAUUUUGAUUUUCAUGUAAUAGUCCAAUAUAAAGGAAAAGGCUAAUGUAUUUUCUGAAUCCAAAAAAACCAUCUCUUAAUAUCCUAUGAUAUCCUUUAUUUGUAACAGAAUAAAAAACUUGUAAAUUAAUAAAAAUGCAUUACAAGCAA